Schistosoma guineensis is the source of this 267-nucleotide messenger RNA. The record is from the annotation of a GenBank genome assembly. NCBI's taxonomy places the organism in Eukaryota, Metazoa, Platyhelminthes, Trematoda, Strigeidida, Schistosomatidae.
AUGCAAAUCAAACUUUGCCAAUCACUGACAAUACAGAGUACCUCAGUUAUUGUAUGUAUGUAUAAUAGUAUUAAUAAUAAUAAUAAUAAUAAUAAUAAUAAUAAUAAUAAUAAAGAUAAUAGUAAUAAUAAUAUACCUGCUAAUAUCGAAUUUAGCAGGCAGCUGAGCGAAUCGGAUUCUAACGAUUCCACUGUUUUUCCAACAUCGUAUUAUCAUCCUUCUUCCGAGUCUGCUGCUAUUCAUAAUGUAAAUGAUUCUAAUCAAUGA